AUGGAUGGCGGGAGGGCCGCAGCCCACUGGAAACGAUGCAGCAGAGCGUCGCAGGUGCUGGAGCUGGUUCUGGAGAAGCCGGACUACUGUUGGGCUGGCCUUCCUGCAGAAAGGCUGGUCUCCGCUGCUCAUGCCGUGGCCCGAUGGCAUAGGUAUGCAAGGCGGACCGACACGACCAGGGAUCCAGAAUGGCUGAAGUUAUCCUUGUUGAUGUCGGAACGUCGAACAGAGCUGCAACCAAGCAAUCUGGCGACAGCUUGUUGGUCCUUUGCCGCCACCUCCACCGGAGUGCUUGAGCCUUCGCUGAUCGAGGCCGCCGUCGACAAUGCGGACGAACACUCUGCUGCGGACCUCGGGCGACUUGCGUGGGCCGCCGCGCAGCUUGCAGAUGCAUCUGCAGCCAGGAAGGCCAUUCAUCGCAUUCUCCACGUGAUGGUGCGGAGGAUCAGGGAGCCUCAAGUACGAAUACUCGAAAUUUCGCAGGUGGUGUGGUCCAUGGCCCGCCUGGCCGUGAGAUCAGAUGCCACAUUCACUGCGCUGUCAGCCUUGAGGCUUGCGGCCAUCCGUGAGCUUCCGACGUGUGACAGCCGGCACCUGGCCAACCUGGCUUGGAGCUUCGUGAAACUGAGCUGCGCAGAUGGACCUCUCCUGAAACAUCUCGCUGCUCACGCACAAGGAUGUGCUCAUGAUUUCGGUCCGCAAGAGCUCUCCAACACCCUCUGGGCUUUUGCAGCUGCGGCGCCGGCAGCGCAGGUCCAGGCGUUCCGGGACGACGCAGCCAGCCGCACUGCGGUGCAGGAGCUCCUUGCGAGCGCAGGAGGCGUCCAGCAGUCCUUGAGUGGCCAGCAUUUGGCGAACAUCUUGUGGUCCGCAGCCAGGCUGGGGCCUUUCCUGGAGCACGGACAUCUCCGGCCGACUCUGGGGCCAUGGCCGAGUCGGCCUCGGCCGGGUUUCUCGAUUUUGGGAGCCGCCGCGCGGCAGCGCGUGGCGGAGCUGGCGCCCCAGCACCUGGCCGCAGUCGUCUGGGCCUGUGCAGCGGCCGGUGGGGCAUCGAUCCAAAGCAAGCGAUCUGGAGGCUACCGGGACCCGGAGCUGCUGGCUGCAGUUGAGGUCGGGAUUGUUUGCAGAAUGAGCGAGAUGACCCCGCGAGCGCUGGCCAAUAUUUUGUGGGGCUUUGCGACUUUGGAGUUCUCUGCAAGUCCCAAAGCCCACGCAGAGCUCUGUGCUGCUGCCGUGUGCCAAAGCCCGGAGAUGUCUGCUUCAGAGCUCUCCAUCACCGCGUGGUCACUCGGAACCUUCCGAGCAGUGGGCCACCUUGAGGACCUGGCAGCCGUGCUGAGCACAGGAGGCUUGAUCUCCGGCCCGCUGGCUGCCAAGGAGGUUGCCAACCUGGUCUGGGGCCUCAGCCAUGCGCGGCUCCACCACAGGUCCGUCCCUGCUGGAGUCCUGGCUGUAGUGCAGGGUUGCCUUCGGGAGCUGGCCGAGGAGGCGGCAGCGACAGACGCUUCGUCGGUCGACCUGCGUGCUCUUGCGAUGCUGGCUCGAGGCCUGCUCAAGCUCCGGCUCCACGACGAGUUUGGGACUCUCCUGGACAAGGCGCUCCGGAGCGUACCCGAACUCAGCCCGGAAUUGGCCAGCGUUUUCCUGGUUGGUGCAGCGGAGCUGGGCCCUCGCCGCGAGAUUUGCGAGCAGCGCGUUUGGGCACACCUUGGCCUCCAAGGGCGAAGCUUCCUGUGGCCUUCACGGGCCGUGCGUGAGGCAGAGUUGCUCAACUUUGCAAAGCGCUUCGCUGCCAAAGGCAACCCAGAGGCCGUCCUCUCCGCAGUGGAGAGAUUCUGCGAACACCGAAAGCUAUGGCUCAAAGUGGCUGGCGGUGACAAGGCCCAGGUGCUGGAGCAGGUGCUGGAGACUCUGCAGCCAAAAUCGGUCUUGGAGAUCGGGUGCUAUGUGGGCUUCUCAGCCAUUCGUCUGGGAGCUGCAGUUCGGAGGUGGCGUGGCCGAGUCAUCAGUCUAGAGAUGGAUCCUGUUUUCGCUUUCAUAGCACGAGAAAUGGUGGCUCAUGCCGGUCUCGAGGAAGUCGUGGACAUCCGACUUGGACAUUCCGAGCUCUGCCUUGACAAGCUCUGUGCGGAGGCCAAGUCCGCAGAGUCCUUCGAUUUCGUGUUUUUCGACCAACGCGGGUCCCGCUUCCUGGAAGACCUGAAGCAGCUGGAGAAGGGUGGUGCACUGCGAAGCUUCGCCGUGGUCGUCGCUGACAACGUUCUGAAGCCGGGGGCGCCCAGCUUCCUGUGGCACGUGUGCUCCCGGCAAUCCAAGCCAUCGUGGAGGACAGUUUUGGUAGAACUGCGGGACUUUGGCACUUGCGCAGUGCCGGAUUGGAUGUCGGUGUCCCGAAGACAGGUGGCGAAGUCUGAGGAGGAAGACACCGCACCCCCAGAUGUGAUCCAGCACUUGGCAUGGCAGGCAGAUGAGAUGCGGUGGAGAAGCAUAGACGACGAUGUAACGCCUCAAGAGUGGACGGAGUUUGCCAAGUACAUGAAGACAUCUUUGAUCGCCGCCGGGCUGGAUGCAGAUCUACGUGAGCUGACUACUUUGCCACGCUGGCUGGAAGCUUCGGUGCCAGAAGUAUCCAGUACCGACGGAGAUUCCGGCCAAUGGGCUGUCCCUCCGGACGUUACUGUGAUGGAACGGGCAGUGCUGGAUCUCAACCAGCGGGACUUGUGGAACGGCCAGAACCUUGAUGCCAAUUCAUUGCUGGCACUGCGAUGCCUCCCGGAGGAGCAAGCAAUGGACCUCCUGGGGUCUUUGUAUUCCAAAGGCACUGGCAAAGGUGGUGUGAGCAUCGCCAAUCCCAACAACUAUCUUCAGGCAGCUAUUGCCAAGAUUGUGCGGACGGGUGGAAUGUCCGGCGGCAUGAACUUUACCGGAAACCAGACGAGGCAGAAGGCUGCCGAGCUCGGGCUUUCCCUGGAGGAUCUCACGCUGAAAGCGCUGGCUCGCCUUCCCCUCCGCGCCUCUGUGAAGCUGCUGGAGUCGGCAGCUGCAGCUCAGAUGGGAGGAUCGGAUCCCAACGCCGUAAUCAUUGCGGAGGCCACCAUGCUCGAGGCGCAGGCGCAGGACAUCUCGCGAAAGAGGCCGCGAGAUACUAUGUAG
Symbiodinium sp. CCMP2592 is the source of this 3153-nucleotide messenger RNA. The record is from the annotation of a GenBank genome assembly. NCBI's taxonomy places the organism in Eukaryota, Dinophyceae, Suessiales, Symbiodiniaceae.